Messenger RNA from Morone saxatilis (striped sea-bass), 2224 nucleotides. RefSeq names its product cyclic nucleotide gated channel subunit beta 3, tandem duplicate 1 (gene cngb3.1). Bases 19 to 1968 code for a protein of 649 amino acids. Gene Ontology annotation, cellular component: plasma membrane; photoreceptor outer segment; intracellular cyclic nucleotide activated cation channel complex. The record is from RefSeq and is a predicted model, not a curated record. Gene Ontology annotation, biological process: monoatomic cation transmembrane transport. NCBI's taxonomy places the organism in Eukaryota, Metazoa, Chordata, Actinopteri, Moronidae. Gene Ontology annotation, molecular function: protein-containing complex binding; intracellularly cGMP-activated cation channel activity; cGMP binding. The transcript is spliced from 18 exons.
AGCAGGUUUAAGCAGUUGAUGGGGGCUCCCGAGCCUCCCCCUGCUCAAGCCGCUACCCCACCUUCUACCCCGGCGCCACCCGCUAAGGAAGAGAAGCCCCCUGAAAAGAAGGAUGAAAAAGAGCAGCCAAAAAAAGAGGGUGAAAUGAGCAAAGAUGAAAAGAAAGAAGAGGAAAAGAAAGAUGAUGAAAAGAAAGAGGAGGACAAAAAAGAGGAAAAGAAAGAAGAAGUGAAGAAAGAAGAAGAGCCCAAGAAGGAAGAGCCAGCUCCUGCCCCAGCUCCUGCCCCAGCUCCAGCUCCUGCUGCUGCUCCUGAAAAUCCAGAGGGGGCUGAUGGUGAAGAAGCCCCACCUCCUCCUGUUGUCUACUUUCGUUACACAGAUGACACACUCAGAAAGUUCGCCAAGAGGUUAAAAGAGCGGACGGAGGAGCUCAGAGAGAAAGCCAUUGACCCGUACGCCACGUCACCAGAAAUCACCCCACCUGUCACACCUAUCCUGAGGAAGGAGGACUACAUCAGGAAGAAGGAAGAGGAGCGAAUUGCAAAAGAAGAGGUGGAUAAGAAGAAGGCAGAAGAAGCGGCCAAAAAGGCAGAGGAGAAGAAGAAAAAGGAUGAGGAGAAAAGGCUGGAGGCCGAGAAGAAGGCGGAGGAGGAGAGGCUGGCAGAGGAGGCCAGGAAGAAAGCAAAGAUUCUCCCGGACAUCAACUUCGCCUUCAUUGACGUGCUCCUGCGUCCAGUUGAGAGCAAGAUGGACAGGGUCCUGGGAAACACGCUAGAUCCUUUAGAUUAUCGGUAUAUAACCUGGUUGGCCGUGGUAGCGUUGGGCUACAACUACAAUGUUUGGUUUUGCACCGCCCGGCUGGCCUUCCCUUACCAUAAUGAAGUUAUCAACCCCUACUGGGCAGCUUUCGACAUUCUUAGUGACAUAGUGAAUGUUAUUGACAUCAUAAUCUGGCAGCCCCGGCUGCAGUUUGUCAAAGGUGGAGACAUUAUUAAAGAAAGAACUCUCACUAAGGUACAUUAUCGGAAAUCAGCACGAUUUAAGACUGACAUAAUCAGCAUCCUUCCCUUUGACCUUCUCUGCCUGCACUUUGAAUUCUCCUCCAUCUACAGACUCAACCGCUUUAUCAGGAUUGAGUCCUUCUUUGAGUUCAGCGAUCGGCUCGAGAACGUCAUGGCCAAGGCCUACAUCUGGAGAGUGGCUCGCACCACAGGUUACCUGCUCUUCAUGCUCCAUCUCAAUGCCUGUGUAUAUUUUGUUGCCUCAGUAUACCAGGGUCUUGCAACAACUACAUGGGUGUAUGACGGAAAGGGCUCAGCGUACCUGCGUUGUUACUACUAUGCAGUCCGCAGUCUGAUCAACAUCGGGGGUCUUCCAGAGCCUGUAACCACCUUUGAGAUUACCUUUCAGAUGUUAAACUUUUUCAUUGGCGUCUUUGUGUUCUCCAGUUUGAUUGGACAGAUGAGAGAUGUCAUAGGAGCAGCAACGGCAGGUGAGACAUAUUUUCGGGCAUCAAUGGAUGGCUGUGUUGCCUACAUGAAUACCAAUUCGAUCCCCAAGUCGGUCCAAAACAGAGUGCGGACCUGGUACAACUACACCUGGGCCGCUCAGGGCAUGCUGGAUGAGUCCGAGCUGCUGGAUAAGAUGCCUCUGGUGAUGAAAACCGCCAUCGCUGUGGACAUCAACCUGAGCACCUUUCAGAAGAUCGCACUGUUCCAGGGCUGUGACCAGCAGAUGUUGGUGGACAUGUUACUGAGGCUCAAGUCUAUCAUCUAUCUACCUGGAGACUUUGUCGUCAAGAAAGGCGACAUCGGUAAGGAGAUGUACAUCAUCAAAGGUGGAGCGGUGCAGGUGGUGGGAGGACCUGACAACAGCAUUGUGUUUGUCACACUGAAGGCUGGCUUGUGUGUUUGGAGAAAUCAGCUUACUACAGUCUGCCAAAGAUGGAGGAAACAGGCGCACUGCUAACGUGAAAGCGCACGGCUUCGCUAAUCUUUUUGUCCUGGAGAAGAAGGACUUGUUUGAUAUCCUUGUACACUACCCAGAGUCUCAGAAAGUUCUGGCCAGAAAGGGAAAGAAACUGACCAAAGCCAAAGGCCCUCCAGGUGCUAAAGCCCAGGAAGAGAAGCCGAAAGGUAUGGCGCUGUUUGGACCAAAACCACCAACACCCAAGUUACUCAAAGCGUUUGCCAAUUUACGCAAAGCCAAGAAAAAUGCAGGAUAG